Molecule: messenger RNA, 321 nt
Organism: Penicillium hordei
Lineage: Eukaryota; Fungi; Ascomycota; Eurotiomycetes; Eurotiales; Aspergillaceae
Exons: 2
Coding region: 1-321 (106 amino acids)
Source: RefSeq, a predicted model, not a curated record
AUGAAGAUCUCUACUCUCGCUGUUACCCUCGUUCAGGCCUUGGCUGUCUCAGCCGCCGCUAUUGGUGACCUUGCAUCUGUCAAGCGGGCCGCUGACAAAUGGAACGCUGAAGCUUGGAGCAACUUCGUCAAAGUGUAUGCUGUUGAUGAUACCGCGAAGAGAGAUGUUGAAAAUUGGAAUGCGGCUGCUUGGAGCAACUUCGUCAAAGUGUAUGCUGUGGACGAUACCGUGAAGAGAGAUGGUGAAAAUUGGAAUGCGGCUGCUUGGAGCAACUUCAUCAAGUCGUAUGUCCAGGAUUUCACCGCGGAGGACUCUGAAUAG